UGCAAGAGAGGAUGCUGAUGAUGCUGGAGAGGAUGAUGAUGAUGCAGGGGAGGAUGGUGAUAAUGCAGGAGAGGAUGCUGAUGAUGCAGGAGAGGAUGAUGAUGAUGCAGGAGAGAAUGCCGAUAAUGCAAAGGAGGAUGGUGAUGAUGCAGGAGAGGAUACUGAUAAUGCAGGAGAGGAUGAUGAUGAUGCAGGAGAGGAUACUGAUAAUGCAGGAGAGGAUGAUGAUGAUGCAGGAGAGGAUACUGAUAAUGCAACAGAGGAUGAUGAUGAUGCAGGAGAGGAUACUGAUAAUGCAAGAGAGGAUGAUGAUGAUGCAAGGGAGGAUGGUGAUGAUGCAGGAGAGGAUGAUGAUAAUGCAGGAGAGGAUACUGAUAAUGCAGGAGAGGAUGAUGAUGAUGCAGGAGAGGAUACUGAUAAUGCAGGAGAGGAUGAUGAUGAUGCAAGGGAGGAUGGUGAUGAUGCAGGGGAGGAUGGUGAUAAUGCAGGAGAGGAUGAUGAUGAUGCAGGAGAGGAUACUGAUAAUGCAGGAGAGGAUGAUGAUGAUGCAGGAGAGGAUACUGAUAAUGCAAGGGAGGAUGGUGAUGAUGCAGGAGAGGAUACUGAUAAUGCAGGAGAGGAUGAUGAUGAUGCAGGAGAAGAUGAUGAUAAUGCAGGAGAGGAUGAUGAUGAUGCAGGAGAGGAUGCUGAUAAUGCAAGAGAGGAUGAUGAUGAUGCAGGAGAGGAUACUGAUAAUGCAGAAGAGGAUGAUGAUGCAGGAGAGGAUACUGAUAAUGCAGGAGAGGAUGAUGAUGAUGCAGGAGAGGAUACUGAUAAUGCAGGAGAGGAUGAUGAUGAUGCAGGAGAGGAUUCUGAUAAUGCAGGAGAGGAUGCUGAUAAUGCAAGAGAGGAUGGUGCCAGAGAGGAUGAUGAUGAUGCAGCAGAGGAUACUAAUAAUGCAGGAGAGGAUGCUGAUGAUGCUGGAGAGGAUACUGAUAAUGCAAGAGAGGAUGAUGAUGAUGCAGGAGAGGAUACUGAUAAUGCAGGAGAGGAUGAUGAUGAUGCAGGAGAGGAUACUGAUAAUGCAGGAGAGGAUGAUGAUGAUGCAGGAGAGGAUACUGAUAAUGCAGGAGAGGAUGAUGAUGAUGCAGGAGAGGAUGCUGAUAAUGCAGGAGAGGAUGCUGAUAAUGCAAGAGAGGAUGAUGAUGAUGCAGGAGAGGAUACUGAUAAUGCAAGAGAGGAUGAUGAUGAUGCAGGAGAGGAUACUGAUAAUGCAAGAGAGGAUGAUGAUGAUGCAGGAGAGGAUGAUGAUGAUGAUGCAAGGGAGGAUGGUGAUAAUGCAGGAGAUGAUACUGAUAAUGCAGGAGAGGAUGAUGAUAAUGCAAGAGAGGAUACUGAUAAUGCAAGAGAGGAUGAUGAUGAUGCAGGAGAGGAUACUGAUAAUACAGGAGAGGAUGCUGAUGAUGCAGGAGAGAAUGCUGAUAAUGCAGGAGAGGAUGCUGAUGAUGAUAAUGAGCCUAUGACUGCUGCUUACUGCGACAACACGUCUACUGGAGUUGCUUUGAAAAUACAUGAUGAUGAUGAUGAUGAUGAUGACGAUGGUGAUAAUGAUUUUGCAUUUCAUAA
Lottia gigantea (owl limpet) is the source of this 1605-nucleotide messenger RNA. RefSeq lists its product as hypothetical. Lineage: Eukaryota; Metazoa; Mollusca; Gastropoda; Lottiidae. The annotation marks the transcript as partial. The transcript has a single exon. The record is from RefSeq and is a predicted model, not a curated record.